AUGCCGCCGCCGACACCGCAGCUGCGCCAACGACUGCCCCUCGCCCUCUUCCUCCUCGUCUCGCUCGCCCUCCUCGCGUCCACGCUCUUCGCCUCGAGCGCCGAGUACUCGCAGUACGCCGCACUCGACCACGACGACCACCACGAGUCGACUGGCCUGCGCGUGCAGCCCAUUGGCAGCUUCGCCGAGGACAUCUCGCCCUCGCCCCUGUCGCACGACGACUCGGCGGGGAAGCGCCUUCGAGUCGGCCUCGCCGGCGCAGGCGGCUCCAAGGGCAAGCAGGUCGUUGGCCUCGCAGCAGCCUCGGCCGCCGACGACCUGUCGUUCACCGUCCAGCGCCGCGACGACUCGGCGCCUCACCCGGCGUGGGCUUACGUCCGCAACAAGCUCGACUCGGCAGCAUCUUCGCUCGGCGACCUCAUCCUCGGCGUGUUCGGCUUCGACGAGGACGACUGGUUCGGCAUGGGCGAGUUCGAGGGCGACCCGAGCGAGACGGGCAUCGACGGCGGUGGACUCGCGAGCUGGAGCGAGAGCAGCGUCUACGUCGAGCGCACCAACUCGUUGCACCCGUCGCGCCCGUCGUCAUUCGGCCCUCACCUCCUCACCGAGCCUCUCCGCGGCCUCCUCUUUCCUGUCGAAUCGGUCCUCCCGACCGACGAGUUCGGCUGCAAGGCGCACCCGGUCAUCCCGGCGCCCGUCCACGAGCCGUCGACGCCCUGGGUCGCGCUCGUUCAGCGUGGCCACUGCCCGUUCUCGCAAAAGGUCCGCUUUGCGCAGCAGAACGGCGCCAUGGCGGUCGUGUUUGGCGACGAGAGCGAGGAGCAGGGCGGGAUUAGCGGCGGACACGGCCUGUUGACGCCCUGGAGCCCUGAAGAUUCGUCCGACAUCACGAUCCCGUCGACGUUCGUCUCGCGUGCCUCGUACCUGUCGCUGUUGCGCACGUGGCAGGACGAGCAGGACCUCGUCAAGCGUGUCGACGCGCCCGUCGUCGAGCGCUCCCGUCAUCGCGACGAGCCAGAGCUCGUCGGCCUCGAGGUUGUCCUGAGUAAAGACGAGGUGUUUGCCUGGCCUCUCCUCGACCUCCUCUUCAUGCUCCUCUUCCUCCCCUCCCUCCUCACCCUCGUCACCGUCUUUAUCCAGCGCAUUCGCGUCGCGAGAGCGAGCAAGGCCGAGCGUGCGCCCAAGGACGCCGUCGCCCGCUUGCCCGUCUUUCGGUGGGGCGAGGCCGAGAAGCCCGACACGCCCGCGACGGCCGGCGGCGCGCCGCCGGCGACGACGUUGCGCAACCUCGAUCAGGACGAGGAGCGCGAGGUCGGCAUCGCGUACGUGCCCGUCUCGUCGGCCGACGAGGACCCGACCGAGGAGACGGCGCUCCUCGCCCACGAUGCGGACGAGCGCGCCCAUGCGCCCUCGCUCUUCCAGCGCCUCGCCUCGCGCCUCCCGACCUCCUUCACCCGUCACCUCCCGUCGCGCCUGCGCCCUGCCCCGCCGCCGAUGCCCCACCGCGCUCGUGCGCGCGCCACUCGCCGGUACCCGUCCCUCACGGAAUGCCCCUUCUGCCUGUCCGACUUCGAGGCCGGCGACCUCGUCAUGGAGCUCCCGUGCUCGCACGUUUUCCACGCCGAGGAGAUCGAGACGUGGCUCCAGGGCCAGAAGGGGAUCUGCCCGAUCUGCCGCAUGAGCGUCCUCGCGCCGCCGCAGGAGGACGCCGUCGUCGGCAGCGCCGUCGCCGCGGCUGCGGCUGCGGCCGAGCACGAGGGGCAGGUCCCUGUCGACGCCGUCGCGCUGCCGGUCAGCGCCACUGCCGUCCUCGUCGAGCCGUCGCGCGCGCCGGCGGGCACGACCGACUCGACGACCGGCGCGUCGCCCGUCGCGAGCUCGAGCUCCGUCCCGCUCGAGGGUGGGCUCGCGCGCUCGUCUGCCGCCACUGGCUCGACAGCCGACUGAGCGCGACGGCGGCGCUCGUGCGCUCCCUUCCUCGCGUCCCCCCUCGUCGUCGUUCCGCCUUUCUCUUUCUGUCGUUGUAGCCAGCUCCCCUCCCCUCGUCCUUCCUUCCCGCCUCCUUUGUCAGUACCCCCUUCUGUGCCUAGUCAAGGUGCCUCGCUGUAACGACUCGCGCUCUCUCUUC
Rhodotorula graminis WP1 is the source of this 2128-nucleotide messenger RNA. RefSeq lists its product as uncharacterized. Gene Ontology annotation, biological process: protein ubiquitination. The record is from RefSeq and is a predicted model, not a curated record. The transcript has 4 exons. The coding region runs from base 1 to 1947 and encodes 648 amino acids. Gene Ontology annotation, molecular function: ubiquitin protein ligase activity. NCBI's taxonomy places the organism in Eukaryota, Fungi, Basidiomycota, Microbotryomycetes, Sporidiobolales, Sporidiobolaceae.